AUGAAGAUCUUUGGUUGGCUAGUCGUGGCCUGUGUGGCCUGCAUGCCGCUCGGCCUCUGCGAUAUCACCCAAUGGAAGAUCGGGAUCGUGAUUUCCGACAACCUCAUGACAUCCAUCGCCGACUCGGCGAUCAAUGCCUCGCUCAUGGCGGUCCAGGAUGUGAAUGCCCAAGGCCUCCUUCCCGGCAUCACACUCUCGGCUGUGCAUCUCAACAGCAUGAGCAACCAGUAUAUGGCGGUUCAAAACGGCAUCAACUUGGCUAAUACCUCCGGCGUCGUCGGGGUUGUUGGAGAACUGCUGUCGUCCAUGACCUCGCCCCUCGCCCUCGUCACCAAGAACUUCAAUCUCCCCCAGUGCUCCGGAUCGGCAACUCUGACCACCCUGAGCGACAAAAGCACGUACACUACCUUCUUCCGCACGUUGCCUCCCGACAACUUCCAAGGACCAGCCAUUGCCAACUACAUAUACUCCAACAACUGGAGAAACGUGAUAUUGAUCUAUUCGAGCGACACCUAUGGAACGAGCUUGAUGCAGUCGUUUCAGUCUCGAGCACAAGCCCUUGGGAUCAAUAUCCAAAUCUCAAUGCCCUACAAUACUCCUGCCUCGAGUCCAUCAACAUUCUCAGGAAUAGCUUCCAGAAUACAGAGCAGUAGCUACAGAAUCGUCGUCAUACUGGGCUAUGAUUCGGACAUGCUCCUGUACUUGCAACUCGCAAGUAACAUGGGAUUGGUUGGACCAAGCUAUGUGUACGUUGGCUCCGACGGACUAUCCAGUAUCGUCUCCGAGGCCCAACCAUCCGAUCUCGCGAAUCUUCCCGGCAUCGUGUAUCUCUCGGCACUUGAGAGCGGAGGAAACUCAGUUUCACAGAGUUUGAACAGCAGGUUCCAUGCUGCAUACGGACAAUACCCCGAGGCAAACUCGCUUUUCUUCUAUGACUGGUAUGAUGCUGGAUCGCUGCACAAUUGGGCCAAGCCCUUCCUCGGGGCCUAUCAGAGCUUUCUACUCAACAGAAACAUCAACACCGUUCAAAAUGUCUAUAGUCGCCAAGCCAAUCUUUCCUUUUCCACUUUCCUGACAAACUUUACGGGCGCAACCGGGAGCUUGACUUUUACGUCCACAGGCGACCGAGUCGGCCCAUACGGUGUUACGAAUCUUCAGCGCUCUCCCAAUGGCGGCGGCAUCAACUCGCCUUUGCAAACCCAAGUCAUAUCCCAGAUGGUCAUGUCCUACUCGAACAAGGGGCCACUGGCUCUGGUGAUUGUUUACUCGAUUGGCGAGUGUCGAUAUGUCGUCGCAAUCUCGUUGCUGAAAUCUUCGGAGCGCUCGCAGACAAGUCUGGCCUUCAGCAUUGCUUCGUUUCUUGUGCUCAUCAUCUACCGAGAAAACCCUAUAGUCCAGCAAAUGUCGCUUCCGUUCCUUCUGCUCAUAAAUGUUUUCGCCAAUCUCCUGGUCAAGGUCUAUCGCAUAUAUCGAAUCUUUGACAACCCAAGGAUGAAAAUCGUCAAACUCAGCAACCUAACGCUCAUGGGAAUGAGUUUUGUUCUUGUUGCGGUCAAUAUCGCCAUCAUCACUGCCUGGAACGUUAUCGAUCCCUUGAGUCCUGUCCGCGUCACCACGAGUAGCUAUUGGUAUCUAGACUGCCAAUCAUCGAGUCCGCUGAACCAGAUGGGAUUCUCAUAUUCACUUUUGGCCUAUAAUGGACUCUUGCUUCUCGCCUCGACAUAUCUCGCAUACAAGACAAGAAACGUUUCUGCUCAAUACCGGGAGAGCAACUGGAUCGCAUAUUGUGGCCUCUUCAUUAUACUGUGUGGAUCGGUUGUGAUCAUCUUGCUGCUUUCGACAAACGACUAUGUUGGAACGUACUACCUCCGGCUGGGCGUCAUUGCCCUUGGAACCGUGGUCACGUAUUACUGUUUGAUUGGUCGUGUUAUCUUGACCAUCAUCUCGGAUAUCCUGGAUGCCGGCCUGGGAACUUCAAAGGGCCCGAGCUCCGCAGGAGGUGUUGUCGAAACCACUGCCUAUUUUGGAAGCUCGAGUUUGCCGAGACCCAAGUUCGAGGGCAAACGGGUGUUUGAUGUCAAGCUGAAGAGCACCACACCGUUCUCCGAGUGGAAGAAGGCACGCAUCAAGCUGUUUGAUCGGGAUUCGAUUCUGUGUCUCUACACCGUCAACGAGAAUGUGGAGGAGAAAACCAAGUCGGGAAAAUGCUGUCGCUUCCAAAAAUGCCUGGUCUCGUUUAUGAAUGGAAAGAAAGCACUCAAGUUCGCUAUCGGAAACGAGUCGUACUCGAUGAAAAUGAGCUCCGAGAUCGAGCGCGAGGAGUUCAUGCACGUCAUUUCUCAAGCUCGCUCGACGACAACGACGACUGCCAGACCAUCAGUGGUGGCAUCGGACCGCGGCGACACAUAUCGAACUGUCAAGACGCAGCAACCCACUGGCGCCGAUCAAGAGUAG
Polychytrium aggregatum is the source of this 2454-nucleotide messenger RNA. RefSeq names its product periplasmic binding protein-like I. Gene Ontology annotation, biological process: G protein-coupled receptor signaling pathway. Lineage: Eukaryota; Fungi; Chytridiomycota; Chytridiomycetes; Polychytriales. Gene Ontology annotation, cellular component: membrane. The record is from RefSeq and is a predicted model, not a curated record. Bases 1 to 2454 code for a protein of 817 amino acids. The transcript has 21 exons. Gene Ontology annotation, molecular function: adenylate cyclase inhibiting G protein-coupled glutamate receptor activity.